This is a messenger RNA of Phanerochaete carnosa HHB-10118-sp, 1967 nucleotides long. RefSeq lists its product as uncharacterized. Bases 917 to 1447 code for a protein of 176 amino acids. The transcript has a single exon. The record is from RefSeq and is a predicted model, not a curated record. NCBI's taxonomy places the organism in Eukaryota, Fungi, Basidiomycota, Agaricomycetes, Polyporales, Phanerochaetaceae.
CGCGGUUCGCCAAGGAACAACCCCUGGCGUGUACACACCUAUCGCCAGCUCUUCGACUUCCUGUCGGCAAACCCGCAUCUCAGGCACCUCGUGCGACGUCUGCGCCUGUGGGUGCAGAUGGAGAACGACGACACCUGGCAGAAGCAGCAACCGUUCUGGGACCCAGGCCUCUUCUUGACCAUCCUGCACUCCCUCCCAAACCUCGAGCACCUCCACCUCCAGAAUGUGCUCCUUGGAGACGCCGCCGACGUGCAGCUCGCGCUGCAGCGUCACCGACCCGUGGACCUCAGAAGCCUGCACGUCGUGCUGCCCCUGCCGAUCGGUCACCACGACAUUCCGGUGCGCUUCUUUGCCGGGCUUAUGCGCCUCUUCUCGUGCGUCGAGGAGCUCGAUUUUGUCGACCUGACAGCAUUCAAGGUCCAGCAGACGGACAUAGAGGACGCUACGCACGUACCCUGGCUGGACCAUAUCGCCGGUCGUUCGCUUGCAAUCGCUGGAGAAGCCUCGGGAGUGUGUCUGUUGAAAAACCUGCAUGUCUGGCCCUCGCUGCUUCUUUUGACGUCGUUCGAGGUGCAAGACGGCUGGCGGUCUUGUGAGUCCGAGGCGCUGGGGCCGUUACUCGAGCUUGUCGGUCCGAACCUCGAGCACCUCGGGCUGGGAAUGCACCUCUUGCCAGGCGGAUGUAGGUACAUGCUGCUCUAUCUGCCGGAAUUGCAAUGCUGACAGCCAAAACGCAGUCAGAGGCGCAGUUCGUGACUGGCACCGCUACGUGUUUUCGCGCUGCAAGAAGCUGCGUUCGCUGGCAUUCUUCCUCAAGAUAUACCCACGGCGCUGCCUCGAGCCGGACUCUUUCGGCUAUGAGGAAUUUUUGCGGGAGGGAAACUCGUGGGGUCCGGCCAAACGGGUCCUAGAGUACAUGCUCCUGAGCGCAGGACUGCCGGCGAAGGACGAUGGGCAAAGGACCGAUGAAGGUGACGGUAGAGCGGACGCCGAGGGCGAUGGUGAGAGCAGCGGAGGAUACAACCUCUAUUGUGGGCCCUACGACUUCACCCCAGGCGCGCUCCGCACUAUCGCAUUGAAGCUAGCCGGGCAUUGCGAUAUCUUCGCCUGCCCGUGUAAGCUCGGGACUAUCCGCGAGGACUGGGCAAUGCAGACGAGGAUGUUUCGGUGGGUCGACGGUGCUCUCGCGCGCUGUCUCAACAUACCAGGGUUUGAGCGCAUUGAAAUGGAGCUCACGCCGAACUCGAACACCGCGUGGUUCAUCAAGGACUGGAAGAACGUCGCCAGGAAGCUCCUACCUCCGUUCUUCCCUAAGACGGCUGACACGGGCAGGCUGCACGUCAAGGAGUUUGCGCGUUGGCCCUAUCGCGGGACGCCGGAUAUCGACGAAGGCACGUUGGAUGACGGGGAUAUUGCUGAAGGUGCAAGUGUUGAGGCCGAGUUGUGACAUAACCACUUUCUUCUAGGCCGCAUCUUGUAUGAGUAAACGUAUACAGUCUAAGUAUGAGCCAGGAUAGUUGGAAAGGAUCAUGGUUUCCUAUGCUGGAGAGUGGGAUCAAAGCUCGCCGAGGAACCGAUAUAAUCUGGAUAGACACGGAUAUAGCGCAAUUGCUAGUAUGCAAGAGAUGCGUACCAACGAUGUAUAAUAUGACAGAUCGACCACAGACAGUCAAAAGCUCCUCUAAAUCACUGAGUUGCCACGACCUGUUGCUUCAUCUCCUCGAACUUGGUACUCUCCGCCUCAGCCUUUUUGAUGUUCUUCAGGAGCUUCUCCUCCAGCUUCUGCAAGCGAUGCUCCAUGCCAAGUACAAGCAGCCAAACCUGCUCGAUGAAUGCCUCGCUUGACUGCGCAUCGGGAGGUGGCGAAGCGUCGAGCGCGGUUUGCAGCUUUGAGGUUGACCAGAUCGCGUGUAGACAGUUCCCGUGGAAGAGAUAUCAAGGCUGUCCUAUAGUGAGUUAUGUUUAUA